This is a messenger RNA of Opisthorchis viverrini, 2868 nucleotides long. RefSeq lists its product as hypothetical. NCBI's taxonomy places the organism in Eukaryota, Metazoa, Platyhelminthes, Trematoda, Opisthorchiida, Opisthorchiidae. The record is from RefSeq and is a predicted model, not a curated record. Gene Ontology annotation, molecular function: voltage-gated potassium channel activity. Gene Ontology annotation, biological process: regulation of membrane potential; potassium ion transmembrane transport. Gene Ontology annotation, cellular component: membrane. Bases 1 to 2826 code for a protein of 941 amino acids. The transcript is spliced from 10 exons.
AUGGCUUCAAAUGAAGAACUGAACAACAGUGACCUAAACCUGCUAGAAUCAGGUCAAGAACAUUCCAGUGGAUCCGCGGACGACAGUGGAUGCAAGCAGAAGGGUCCCAGCUGGAAAUCACGGGUGCGGCUGCAUUCUGCACAGCUCAUGAAUGACGCCGACUCUGAUUCACCAGAUCCAUCUAGAUACAAUUAUAAACGUCGGAGGACGAUGGCUUUCCUGCACAGCAUUCCGACAAAGAAAGAAAAAAGAAACAAUGCAGGGAAAAUUAAUCAACAAAUAAAAAACUUCAGUGGAAAGAGCGUUCCGGAAUACAAGAUGCAACAGUUCACCAAACCGAACUCAGUACUCUUACAUUAUGGGCUGUUCCGUAUUGUGUGGGAUUGGAUAUUGCUGCUGUUCACUUUCUACAUCGCUUUCAUGGUUCCGUACAACGUCACAUUUGGUCGACUCGACGGACGGAUUGAUGUUCGGAAACAAGUUGUCGAUUUAAUAGUCGAAGUAAUGAUGGUCAUUGAUGUAAUUUUAAACUUCAACACGACCUAUGUGAAUAAGAACGGGCAGCUUGUUUACAAUCGUCGGCAACUGGCAAAACACUACCUUCGCGGAUGGUUUCUAUUGGACGGACUGGCAGCUCUACCAGUUGACUUUCUUCUAUUUACUCUGGACUGGGUCUUGUCUGCAAAACGGACAGCUAGCGCCCUAAAUACCACAAGUGGAGCAGCUCUCCUUGGCCAAAAUGUUACUCACAUUAGAAUGUUUGCGCAAGAAGAUGAGGAUGGACUAUCCAAAGCCUGGAAAAGGUCGAUCUCGUUGUUACAAAUGAUGAAAUUGGCACGGCUUCUCCGAUUGGCCAGGCUGUGUGAGAACUUCUCUCGCCUCUCACAGCACAGUUUAGUGGUGCUUGGACUACUCAUGUUCAUCUUCACUCUGGUCGCUCAUUGGUUCGCUUGCAUUUGGCAUGUGGUUGGUGUGAAAGAAGGCAGUUCUGAGGCCGGAUGGAUCGGUGAACUAGCCCGACGGUUAAACACGACGGAUCCGUUGGACGAUAAAACAAAAUAUUUCACAGCACUCUAUUUCACUUGCAGCAGCCUUACAUCUGUUGGAUUCGGUAACGUUUCCGCCAAUACGGUUGGUGAGAAAAUCUUUGCAAUAUGCAUCAUGUUACUUGGAGCUUUGAUGCAUGCAGCGGUGUUUGGAAAUGUGACCGCAAUCAUCCAAAGGAUUUACGCCCGGCGAACCGCUUUCCAGUCCAGAACGCAAGAUCUGAAAGACUUCGUCCGGGUGCAUCGUAUCCCAAAGCCUUUGAAACACAGAAUGGAAGAUUUUUUCCAAACUAUGUGGGCCAUAAAUCGAGGUAUCGAUACCAAUGAAGUUCUGAGUAUGUACCCAGAGGAAUUACAAAGGGACAUUUGCUUGCAGCUCAACCGAGAAAUCCUCAGCUUGAAGGUUUUCAAAAACGCUAGCCAAGACUGCUUGAAGAGUUUGGCGAUGCAAAUCAAAACAACCUUUUUCACUCCGGGCGAACACCUCAUCCAUUCGGGUGACGUUUUGAGGCGUUUGUAUUUCGUGUGCAGUGGAUCGUUGGAGAUAUUGGAUAACGGUGAGGUAGUUGCACUUCUGGGCAAGAAUGACUGGUUUGGUACCUACAUCAAUACCACAACACAUCCAGGGGAAACGAUACGUUCUCGCUGUGACGUGAAAUCGCUAACCUACUGCGACCUUCAGUGCAUCGAUUUGACCUCACUCAACCAAGUCCUGGAUCAAUAUCCGAAAUUCAAGUCGGAAUUUAUUGCCUACCUUUGUGAAGACCUGUCUUUUAAUAUUCAGGAGGGAGCAGAAAGUCACGUUAUUCACGAUUCCAUUGUCAUGCCAGCUAUCACCGUGCGGAAUUCGGAUCUGGAGGAGCAGCAUCCGUCAGCGUUUAUGUUGGGUGAGAACAAGGACCGAGGUCUUCAUCGGUCUUGUAGGAGUCUUGGUGAACUCGAAUCGGGUAAAGCACACACACGUUUCGACACUUCUCACACUCAAGCGGACGAAGAACUAUCGGACAGCAGUUUUAGCAGCAUGAGAUAUUAUCCGAGGCGUCCACUAGACGCCUCACAACGGACAACAGACAAGCGAAGACUUCAAGGAACCUCGCUUGGUGCGAUUUUUAGUGCACCAGAUGUAAGUGUCAGAAGACGAUUUAGGAAAUACCCGCGUAAUUCUGUACGCUUGGAAACUACCCGGAACAAACACUUGUCUGUGAGGCCUCACCAUGGCAAAGGUCGACGACAUACUUUACCCGUGCUCAAAGUGACAAUGGCAGAUGAGGAUUCCGAUUUGCAUAGGCCCAAUACAGAUCGUUCCAAAUCAAUGCUUUCCCCAAUCGCUCCUUCCUCAGACAUUCAGCUGUGCAGUGACUCAUCUGUGACAACAAGCGACCAGAGUUGGGGGUCACACAGCGAGUCAUACCUACUUCUAAAAAACAAACGUGACGUGCGUAAGUUGAGUAGAUGCUUUGUUGGUCAAAAGCGAAUCAACCACGAAAUACCUCCCGACAAAGACAGAGAGAAGUCCCAACAUUCGUUUGCAGCAGAGACACAAUACCGUUAUUCCCUCACGGAAGAACAGAGUGGAUUGCACCAUCUGGCAGCAGACAACGAAACAAACAUCGAAGAAGUUCAUCAGGAUAGCAGCAAAAGUCAACAAACGACAGACAACACAAAUGAGUAUGGCCAUUUCAAGACAGAACUGCAGCGAAUCCAUCACCGUUUGGAUCGUUUGGAAAAACAUAUAUCAGAUUUCCUAUUCAAUUUUUGUCCGAGAUUUGGGUCGACCUAGUCAGCCCUGGAGCUUCGUAUUUUGUAACUCGUUUUUUUUAAG